Molecule: messenger RNA, 3573 nt
Organism: Yarrowia lipolytica CLIB122
Lineage: Eukaryota; Fungi; Ascomycota; Dipodascomycetes; Dipodascales
Biological process (GO): axial cellular bud site selection; protein localization to bud neck
Cellular component (GO): cellular bud neck contractile ring
Molecular function (GO): GTP binding
Source: RefSeq, a predicted model, not a curated record
AUGCACAGACACACUGCCAGCCAGGAUUCGGCCUAUCAUAUCCGCACCAACCCGCUGAAUAUCGUCAUGGGCGACGGCCGUGAUUUGGUCAUGCCUCGGAAGCAUUUGUACGAGUCUUUUGACAGUUACACCAACGGAGUAGCGGAUAGACAGGAGCAGGAUCGGAAACAGACACAGAAGCAGGAGCGGAAGCCGGAGCUGAAGCAGACACAGAAGCAGGAGCGGAAGCCGGAGCUGAAGCAGAAGCAGACACAGAAGCAACCGAGUGGUCACAGCAACAGCAACAGCAACAACCACGACCACAACAAUAACAAUAACAAGUCCUCACACAUCACCACCCACGACUUGUCAGACAUCUUGUCCAUGCCUCACAACGAGCACAACAACCACAACAAUCUCAAUGACUCAGACUCCGUGUCGGACGCCGGGUCGGACUCGGCAGACUCGUCGUUCACCUUCGACUCGUCGUACUCGAAACGCACCCGCCCCUUUUCCGCCAUCUGCGUCUCGAAAUCAGUCACGUCCGCACUCACCACAAGCAACGUGCCGGCGCCCGAAAAGGCCGAGUUCGUGGCCGAAACGCCCGACGUGCCCACCCGGUCUGUGCUACGCCCCAAGUCAGAGGUCCUCGACGCCGCAGAAGCCAACUCGCUGGUGUCCAAGUUCUCGCAGUUUUCCGAAAAUCGACACUUCGGAGAACCCUGCGGUGGAGACACAAAGCCGGCCGUGUCGGCUACGCAGUUCGAAAAACGUCUGCUAGCCCAGGAAGCGCACAUGAUGGAGUCCCAUGGAUCGCUCGAGUCGUCUCGAGAACCGUCGCCAGAGGGAACUGGAGCUGCCCGAGACAUGGCCGCUGAAAUCGCCUCCUUGUCCAUUUCCAACGGAACUUGCAAGGUUCUGCCCAAGGUUGCGUCCAACACCUCGCUUGAAUCACGCGACCUCUCCGUCAACCCCUUCUCUGAUCUCACCAAACGCGUUUACCAUCUCAAGCCUGUAGGCCGUACUCUCGACCCGAACUCCCCCACCAGAGAGGCCUUCUUUGAUGACGAGGAAGUGGAGGAGGGGAAGACCUUGGAUGGUGCCGGAGUGGAGGGUGACACGCCACAGACCUCAGGCAGUGACUUUGAGGGAAGUGUCGAAGAUGAAUGUGAGGAGGAGGGUGUCGACUCGGAUGACACAACUACCAGGAGUGUUACAGUCGAGGUAGUCGACAAGAACAACUUUGCUGACGACUCUGUUAUCGGCAAUGAAUCGGUCGCGGACUCCCUGCAUCUCCCUCUCGAGCUCGACUCCAAUCCCCUAGACUUUUCCGGAUUCGGACUUUCCCGGAAGAACACAAUCACGUCUUCCGGCGGCUCGUUGUCAUCGUGUCGGCCCAGCGAGUCGUCUGGCGCGUUCAAGAAGCUCAAGAACGCCCGCAGCAAGUUUGGGUCGAUGAAAAAGAGCGACCUCGAGCAGCAGAAGCGACUAGCCGAGCAGAAGGAGUGUGAGUGGAGGGCUCAGGAGGAGCAAAGGGUGCAGCAGGCUUGGGAGCGACAGCAGAGACGUCUUGCGCAGACCACUAUGCCUGUGUCUGUAUUCGAGAGCGACAGUUCUGUUGGCGGAACUCCUGCCCUUGACUCUGCUUCAGACGCUGCUUCCGUCACCAGUGGCAACUCAGAAGCCACCUCUUUCCAUUCGGCUGCUACGGGUUCGCUGAACUCGACACAUACACUCGACCCCAACGCCCGAGCAGCUGUGCUGUCGCCUCCUACUCCCCCUUCUCCCAUCGAAGAGUCCUUCGACAUGCACAUUAUGCAACAACUUACUCAGAUGCCCACCCCUGAGUUCAACCGCAUGAUGGAGUCUCCCACGUUAAGUGGAAAUGUGGCCAGUGAGUCGACCACCGCUAGAGUGGCUCCAGUGGCAGCAGUUGCUCCUGUGGUUCCCGCUGUAGUUGAGCGACCCAUUUCUCGAGACUCUGCUUCCACAGCUGUUUCCACGCACUCUGCGGCAGCACCAACUACCUCCACAGCUGUUUCCAGCGCCUCAAAGACGUCUGCUACUUCUGGAGCUUCCAAGACGUCUGCAACGGAGGCUAGCGCCUCAGCGGCUCCAGUAGUAGCUCCCAUCGACAGACACGAUAGAGGCCGCCUGUUCAUGGCUAUUCGUGGUAUCAAGGACAUCCGUCUUCCCAUCGAUCACACUCGGCACCCCAAGUUCUCUCUUACCCUCGACAACGGCAUCCAAUGUGUCACCACCGAGCCCAUGGACCUCCGUUCGUCGGCCAAGAUUGAGCAGGAGUUUGAGCUUAUUGUCGGCGACGAUUUGGAGUUGGUGUUCACGCUCAAGGCAGGUAUGGAUCCGAUUGUGCGGUCCAUGCUGGAGGUGGACGAAAACGAGACUAACGAGGGUGAUUCACGCGAGGAGAGCAAGGAGCGCAAGUCACGCGAUAAGCAGGACAAGAGCAAGCCUCUCAAGAGCGCACUCAAGUCUCGUGACUCGUCGCCGGUGAAGCAGCAAGAAACUGUUUCUCCCACCCGAGGCAUGUCUUCCUCUGCUACAACUGCUCCGUCAACUCCCACCAAAAAGCUGUCCAAGGGCAAGUCGUUCAAGGCCCUGUUUUCUCCCCGGAAACGAAAGCAGCAGCCAGCCGUGGAGGUGGUGGCUGAAGAGCCAGAAGAGACUGUUGCCGAGCCGGUGAAGAAGCAUGUGACUCACGCUCCUGAGCCGAAGAAGCGGGAUACGAAGUCGACAAAGGGGUCGUCCAAGGACGGUCCUACGCACAUUCGCCACCCAGAUCUCUGGGACCACAUUGUCUCCUCCACUGGCUCGUUUGCGCGCUGCUACAUUGUGGAGUCGCAGUACGAAUCCGAGAUUUUUGGCCGGUCCAGAACGUACUCGAUUCCACUGUACAACGAGUGGGGCCAGGAGAAGGUCGAGAGCCGCGACUCACGUGACCGCAAGACCCACACAUGGAAGCGUCAGGAGCCAUACCGAAUCGGGUGUCUUGAGAUCACUCUGAUGUACAUUCCCCGGGUGUCUCGGUAUGACAGGCUCCCCAGCAGCAUGCAGGCGUGCCAUGACGAGCUUGCCGCAGCGAAAAAGUGCCAGGAGAUGCACAUGGAGGGUUUCCUGAGCCAGGAGGGCGGCGAUUGUGCGUACUGGCGACGACGAUGGUUCCGGCUGGACGGUCACGUGCUCCGGGGUUUCCAUGAGGAUACCCUGAAGGAGCGGUGCGUGUUUGAUCUGAGCCACGUGACUGACAUUGUUGAGCUCGGCAAUCCCAAGUCACGUGCGUCCAAAUCCAGUCACGUGCACUCUGGGCUGGUCGGGGGCUAUGUUCUUGUUGAGGGUGCGUUUAGAGUCACUUUUGCCGACAACACCUUUGUGAACUUUUAUGCUGAAAACGAUGCCGAGAAGGCCAAGUGGGUCAGUAUUCUGUCUGUGGCCAUGCAGCACGUGCCCGGCAAGAAUAUUACGUGGACGGAUCUUGUUUUCCAGCAGCAUAAGAUGGAGGCCGAGAACUCGGCCAAGAUUGCCCAGGGGUGGAAUGUUGAGAGGAGUGGCUUCAGUGAGGGAAGUGGGCUCUGA